AUGGAGAAGCGUCUUCUGGGUGCUCUGCUCCUCUCCAUCCUCUCAGUGGGUGUGACACAGUCAGACCUGAAAGGGAAGGUGCUUAUUUUCCCUCAGGAGUCUGCCACAGCCUAUGUGUCCCUGAUACCCUCAGUGAGGAAGUCCCUGCAGAACUUCACGCUGUGUCUGAAGUCCUUCACGGAUCUCACCCGCCCCUACAGCCUUUUCUCCUACAGCACACGCACCCACGACAAUGAACUGCUUCUCUUUAUUGGAAAGACAGGAGAAUACCAGCUGUCCAUUGGAAAUGCUGUGGUCAUUUUCAAGGCUCCUUUAUCCCCUUACAGCCCAAGGCACAUCUGUGUGAGCUGGGAGUCUGCCUCCGGGAUUGCUGAAUUCUGGGUGGAUGGGAAGCCCUUGGGGAGGAAGGGCCUCAAGAAGGGGUACACUGUGGGGGCUGAUGCCAAGAUCAUCCUGGGACAAGAGCAAGACUCCUUUGGGGGAAAAUUUGAUGCCAAACAAUCCCUUGUUGGGGAGAUAUGGGAUGUGUCUUUGUGGGAUCAUGUGCUCCCUCUCAAUAACAUGUGUGACUGCUGCAAUGGUGGCAAUGUCCUGAACUGGCAGUCCCUGAGUUAUGAGGAGAAGGGCUAUGUGGUGACUAAACCCGUUCUGUGGGCUUGA
This is a messenger RNA of Fukomys damarensis (Damara mole-rat), 660 nucleotides long. Its product is annotated as mucosal pentraxin. The transcript has 2 exons. Gene Ontology annotation, biological process: innate immune response. NCBI's taxonomy places the organism in Eukaryota, Metazoa, Chordata, Mammalia, Rodentia, Bathyergidae. Gene Ontology annotation, molecular function: complement component C1q complex binding. The record is from RefSeq and is a predicted model, not a curated record. The coding region runs from base 1 to 660 and encodes 219 amino acids.